Molecule: messenger RNA, 11063 nt
Organism: Mercenaria mercenaria
Lineage: Eukaryota; Metazoa; Mollusca; Bivalvia; Venerida; Veneridae
Product: neuroglian-like
Exons: 12
Coding region: 956-3007 (683 amino acids)
Molecular function (GO): protein binding
Source: RefSeq, a predicted model, not a curated record
UUCACAUUUCGUCCUAGUCUAUCAGUCUAACUGCUUGCUUGACAAGUGGUUCAGUUUUACACUGGAAUGUUUCGGCAUUUAAAACGGUUAUCUUUAAAUUGAAACGAAGCAGUAGCUGUAAAGUACUCCAGGAAAUGAACGUAUUAUAUUUAUUAUCGAGACAGUUGUGAAGUUAAUUUUAGUGUUUCGGGCAAAUUUUUUAUAUGCUUUUUUAUGCGCUGUUUAUCAAGUGUUCAUAGAUAUUGGAUUAAUAAACUUAACUUUUCCCGGAUUUUAUACUCACCGUUAGUUCACUUGACAAGACUUUAAUGAUAUUCGUGGUGAUAUAAAUUUCAAUAGCAGUAAUUGGUAGUAUUUAAGACGUAUUUGAGUAACGUUGUUUUUUUCUUGCCUGAUCUAUUCGACAGACGUGCUGAGCCGGAAUGUAGAGUGGGUAUUAUAGUGGGUUUAAGGAUAGUUUACAACGCGUGACUACUGUCAUUAUUUACGGGUCGUGUGCUCGUAAUAUACCCAUAUUUGCAUACUCUUUCCUGUAUUGACAGUAGCGUAAAAUCGGAACAUGAAAACCAAGAAAUAAUAUCUGUUUUUGUGGUCUCUAGAUAAAACCUCUAGUGUCAUAUUUAUAAGUAUAUUUUACAUGCACUCUACAAAAUAUAUAUUUUGGGAAUUUACGGUUCAUUUGGAAAUUACAUUGUGUGUGGUGAUGUUAAGCUUACUGGAUUAAAUAUUUUAUUAUAAAAAGGUUGCACAGCACCACGUUUAAUUACAGAAUAUUGGAUUUAAAAAACUCAACAAAAAGCUAGUUUUAUCGUUAGAGAUUCGUUUGACGGAGGGAUGAAUUGAUUGAAUGGGUACGUGACAACUGAACAUGGGUAGCAUGACGACAUAAACUAACUUUGAUUCUAACAUGGAUGGAAUAGACAUAGCAAGUCACUGAGUCGGCAAAAAAAAAAAAAUGAAGCCUCCUCAAGUGUUUGGCACACUUUCAGUGUUUUGGAUUUUACAUUCCGUGAACGGAGACAUUCUGAUCAGCAAGCCACUGCCUAAAAGUAUCAUCGCUGAUCAGGGUAAAGAUGUCCGAAUUUCUUGUGGAGUUAAGGUACCGGAACACCUUAAUGAGGAAAAAAUGCGUAUACGAUGGAAACACAAUGGUCACUAUAUUCACGAUAAAGAUCAUUCGGAUAAAUACACUAUAGAAGAUGGGGAACAGACGCUUCUUAUAUCAAACGUAGAAGGGAGUAAUGCGGGUGUAUACUCGUGUGUGGUAAUCAUCGACCAUGCACGAGAUCUAGCAAGCGGCAAGCUUAUAGUUAGAGAGCCACCUGAUGCCCCGCGAGAAGUUUCCAUUAUAUCGUGUUCGGGUAACCAGGUCGAACUAAUAUGGAAAAAGGGGGAGGACGGUGGGGCGGAGAUUACUCAUUACCUAGUGCAAUUUAAUACCUCAGAAAGUCCGGAUAAUUGGAUGUAUUACUAUGAUGAAAUUCCGGGCGAAGUUGAAACGACUUAUAUGAAUUUGUCUCCGUGGGGAACUUAUAGUUUUAGACUUUUAGCAAAAAAUGACGUAGGAUUUAGUAAACCUAGUGAGCCAACGAAACAGCAGUGCACAACGCCCCCUGAAAGACCUGGGGGAAACCCGAAAGACGUUAGAACUUUAACUCAUAAAAUGGGAAAGUUAAUAGUUACUUGGACGCCAAUGGCAAGAUUGCUUCAUAAUGGCCCAGGUUUUAAAUACGCCAUUUUCUGGCGGCGGAAAGGGAGCACUUACUGGAACAAAAAUAUCGUGGAAAAUUCAAAUGCCAAAAUGUGGGAAGUGAGUGUGAAUGACACGUAUACGCUGUAUGAGAUAAAGGUGAAGGCCAUGAACCAAAUAGGAGAUUCCCGGCAGCCUGCCUUUAUUUAUCUCGGGUAUUCUGGAGAGGGAGAACCGACUGUGAUACCAAAAGACUUCCGGUUGGACCGGACGAAGCAAGUAGAAGCACAUAAAGCCCAUUUUAUCUGGGAGGCUGUCGAUACCGCAGAGGGCAAAAUACAAGGCGAAUUUAGGGGUUAUAAGUUGCGAUAUUGGAAGUCAAGUGAGGGUCGUCACAAAUGGAAAGAAGUAGAUAUAUUAAUAACAAAAGCUGACCACGGGAGACUCAAUGUGAGGGCAGCUAUAGAUGACCUGCCAGCAUAUACGGCUCUCAGGGCACAGGUCUCUGUGAUGAACACCCACUAUACUGGGCCUCCCAGCCAAACAAUUGACUUCACUACUCCAGAGGGAGUUCCAGACCCAGUGCGAGAUUUGCGUAUUGAGGCGCAUGGGACAACAUACGCACUGUUAAAAUGGCUGCCGCCAGAGGAACCAAACGGACUGUUGCUAGGAUACGAUAUUGGUUACCAGCAGAUCAAUGAGGAAGUAAAAGGUCCCAAACGGCAGUUGCGGCCACAGAUUGAUAGUCCCGAUACUCUUGGUGCCAGAAUAACCGGUUUAUCAUCUAAUCAUGACUAUCGGUUCUACGUGUAUGCUCGAACUAAGAUGGGAAGAGGAGAGGAAUCAUAUAUUGAUGUUAAAACAAAAGACGGUGAACCACCAGAUACCCCACAACCAAAGUUUAUGACCUUGGAUCAAACUAGUGUCAAUAUUACUUGGACACCAUAUAGGCUCAUAGACGUCAGUUAUGUCCUUGAAUAUAGGCUAGCAGGGCAAGCCCACUGGAGUGUGGCCAAUUCAGAAUGGGGUCGAUCAUGGAUGGUUAUAAAUGAUUUAAUGCCAGAUAUGGAAUAUGAAGUGAGACUAAAAGCUAAAAAUAAAUAUGGUGACACAGCAUCUAGUACCUUAUACAGGGUCAAAACGCAGCCUAGACAAGGACGAGAUGCUCAUCUUUACCAGCAAGAUGAACCACCAAACUCGGGCAGUGCUUUCAGUGGGGCCUCAACACUUUAUAAAUCUUUAUCAAGCUAUAUAACAAGAACUACAAUGUUACAAACAAGUCUGUAUCUAGUCAUUGUAAAUUUAUUGUUACAUUAAACUGCCAAAAAAACAAAUAAUGACUAAGGGAGGUUACUCAAAUACAAUGAAAUAAUGGUGAUAUAGUGAUUACUCUCCCUUUACAAGUGGAAAAUAGGCAGAGCAGAGAAAUCAUAUAUCUGUAUCCAUUCCGGAAUGGGAUUUCUGUUAUUCAUUGUGACUGUGAGAGGAAAAAGAGAUGUAAAAAUUCAUUUGAGAUGGUACAUUGCAACCAAGAAUAUUUGUUACAGAAUUUCCUCAUUUGUUCCAGAUACAGCGCUUGUGACAAUAAAGGUUGUCAAAAAACAAUGAUGUGAUUUGAAGACAAACGCAUUAACAAAAUGCGGAAUCAUACACCAAAAUAAAAACAAAACUGACCUGUUUCAAAAAAGUGAAAGUGAUAUAUCUCACUAGUACAAAGUUUUGUUCAUUGUUCUUUCCAACACAUGUAGUAUAAAAAAUCAUUCCAUUAUAUUCAACCAGACUUGAGGAAUUUUCGCAUGUUGUUCUUGAGAAUCAAAAAAAGAGACAUCUAUGUACAGAUGAAAUAGAAGACGAAUUUCAUGGAAAAUACAGGUGAAAUUUAGAGAUUUUGGGUGAAGAUGAAUACUCAGAAACCUUGAGAUUUUAAGUAAACCAAGGUUGUGACAUGUAGAUGAGUAGAACUUUUUAUCAUACAUAAAGGUUGUGAAACUAAAGAUUCCCUAUUUUUGUCAAAAAAAAAAAAUGUUUUGUUAAUCAUGUUGUGCUGUGAAUGAAAUUUUUAUGUUUUGUUUUUAGCUGACAGCUGAUAUUACUACUGAAAGUGUGAGAAAAUGAGUAGAAUGUUAUAGUUUCAUUCUGUAGGAAUGAUGACUUCAUUCCUUGAAAAUCGUAUUUGUUUUCAAAACCUUUCCAUCUAAGCUAUAGAGAUGUAGGCUCUAAAUUUGGCUGCAGUUUUCAUUUUGAAAAUUAAAGAUUUCUUAAGGUAGUUCUACCGGUUUGAUAAAUUGGAAUUCAUUGUGUAACAUUGUUUAUUUGGAUAACAGUAUAAAACAUGGACCUGGCAUUUGGAAAGGAAAAUCAGCCUAAAUAUAAUUGUCAUCUCAUGAGUUCAUUUAUAAAAACGGCAAUGUUACGUUCCUUUUAGAGAUAAAAAAUAUUGACACAUCUAAUAACCAUCCAGACAUUUAUUUGACCAUGGAAUAGAUAAUAUGUUGAUUUACAACUAUGACAAGUUUCAUUAAAAUCAACAUUAUAGAACAUUUUCUGUUUGUUCAAAUGUCAUCAAAAAUGUGACAAGGUCCUAUCUUUUUUUAUUUGUUGGAUGUUUAAAGACAAAUCUAGAGCCUAAAUCAAAUUCUGCAUGGUAAAAAAUGUUUGGUUGAACGUGCAGAAUUAAUUUAAUACUUUUUCGACAAAUGUAGUUUCCUUUGUUGGAAUAUCGUUACGUAUUUAAGACUUUCCUGGAACACACAGGGUAUUUUCUAAUGGAAAUUUUGCUCCUGGAUGCUUACUUUCAUGGGUGCCAGUUGUUGACAUGUUUGUUAAAUCCAUUAUAGAGAAUAUAGUCAGAUAUUCAUUAUGCACUAGAUUCUAAAACUGAUGUUGGAGACCAGUCAAGAAAUUCUGAUAUUUGAUUGGCUAUUUAAGAUCACAGUCGCGAAAUUGACCAUUGACAAGGCUGAGUUUAAAGACUGGUCUCCAUACAGACUUAUAAUCUUGGAACCCAGAUAUGCCUGCAAUUAACUGUUUUGAUCAAAUUUUGAAUGUGGUAAAAAUUGCAGAAUCCAAACUCAUGUGUAAACGGCGUUAGUCCAGAACAGACAUAAUUUGUUUUUAUAAAUACUCAUAUUUUUAUUUUCAUUUUUUUAAAUCAGAUUAUAAUACUCUAUGUACUCUAUUUGUACAGUAUAUUUUUCAUGUGCCAUAUUUCUUGUAUGUAGAAACUGCUAUAUUCCCCUCAAAUCACAUCUUGCCACAAUAUCAAUGAGAUUUAUGUCCCAACGAUGCUUUGGAAAAUGUUUUUUCAUACUAAUGAUCGUUAGCUUUCAAAUUUUAAGUAUGUCUACUUUUGUUGUUCAUUUUUUGAAUGGAGGAAAUUUGGAAUGAUGUUUUUUUUGUUACAUUUUUCAAUUAAAAAUUUAAACAAUUCAACAUUUCUUACAUCCUUAUAAAUCUAAUUAUCAGGGACCAAUGGUGAAUAAGUAGCGUUUUGCGUUAUUUUCUUUUACUCGGGCAAGCAUACAUAACUGAAAAAUUAAAGCUAUGAAAACAUAAAGCUGCCAAAACCCUUAUAACACCUAUUUUCAUGAGUAGUUCUUUUCCAUGGCCUUAUUUCUUAAUUAUUGUUCAUUAGAAUGCACAAAAUCCUUCAAAGAAUUAUAUUUACCAGUUUAAUACAAGUUCUCAAAGGAAGUGCAAACAAGAGCUGUCACUAUUAGUGCAAAUGCCCCCGAAGCAUGCCCAAGAAUGCUACAGUUGUCUGCUCAAAAUAAAUAAAAAUCUAAAUAAUUAUAUUGACCUUGACCUGAGAGACCCGGAUCAUGCACAUAGCAUAUUCUCAGGCUAAAAUAGUUAUUUGCACAAAAUGACUUCUAAAUCCAUAUAUAUAACAAAAACAAAAAUAAUGACUGCAUGCAGAAAACAAUAUGUCAGAUUGUGACCUUGACCUUGACCCAAGAGAUCCGGGUCAUUGAUACGACACACCCUUGGGAUUAGAUGAGCAUUUGUGCAAACUUAUUUCAAAAUCCCUCCAUGUGCCAAAAUGAUAUGGACCGGGCACGAAAAAAAUCACACAAUUUGUGACCUUAACUUUGAACCGAGAGACCUGGAUCAUAAGCGCAACGCAACACACCUCAAUAUGGUUAAUAUUUGUGUCUAAUUAUUUUCAAAUCCCCUAUGAAUGUUGAGGUUACAGCCCGGGCAAGAAUUUACAUGGACGCACAGGGGCAUAAAACUUUUCAUUUAUCAAUUUGGUAAUUCAAAACGAUACUUUUUUUCUAUGCUGCAAGCUGUUAACUAGCACUAAAUUCAGCUUUUUUUGUUUUUACAUAGCUUGAAUUAGAACUGUUUAUGUGUUUAAAUGAUCUCAUUUGUUGUGAAAAAAAUAAAAUCAGUUUUCAUGGAAUCUCAAAUACAGUAGAUUUGCAAUGGUUCCGUUGUGUGCAUGUUUGUCCUACUUUACAUUGGUUCCCUGUGUAGCUGUAGGUUUAUAUGUGGUUCUUUUUUUCCUGUGUUACAUUGGUUCCACAUUUAGAUGUUGGUAUACAUUGGUUCCGUUUUCACAUUGGUUCCACAAGUAGUUGUAGGUAUACACCAGUUCCAUGUUACCUGUCCCCCACCCCCCACCAUUUCCCCCAUUUUUACAUUUGUUCCACAUUAAGCUAUAGGCUGUUACUGGUUUUAUGUUUGUCUUAGUUUUACACUUGUCCCAUGUAACUAUAGGUAUCCAGUAACCCUAUGUUUGUUUAAGGUCUAUAUAUAGAUUUAGUUUUAAUUUGUUCUAUUUAUAGACAAAAAUUUACAUUGGUGCCAGGCUUGGUUUAGUAAUAUAUUUAUUCUUUGUUCGGUUGGCAUUGCACUGGUUCCAGGUGUUUUAGAUAGAUAUAUAAUUAUGCCUACAUCACAUUUUUUAAAAACAGUUUUUAUGAUUAUGCAAAAAUAUUCUUCCUAUGUACAAUUCAGCCAAUGAAACAAAGUAACAAGGUUACCCUUUUAUCAGAAAAAAAAGUUGAAGUUAAACAUCCUUAUAACAGGAACAAAGUUUGGUAAGUCUCACUACAGAAUUUGGUAGAUUUGUGAAACCAUGUUGGGCUUACAAAACUUUGUUCUUGUUAUAAGGAUGUUUUUGGUGUUGAUUGUUUGCUCUGAUCUUCUUUAACCUUGCUUUCAAAAGUACUCAAGUUCAAUUUCUACUCCGUUCCCAGCUCUUCCGCGCUGAUUAAGUCUUACAUGGAAAAAAUGCAAUGUUAAAAGAAUUAGAGUCGAGUAUGUUCUAAGGUAAAAAAAAUCCAUAAAGAAAAUCGAAAUGUUUUUAUUUCGAUGUAAACGAGAUGUGAAACCAAAAUUUGUAGUCCUGUUUGGUGCCAUAUAACCUAUACUGUGUUGGUGCGCUGUAAAACCCAAAUAAAUAAUAAAUACCGGUAAAUGGUUAAAUUCAUCAAUUUGUACUAGAUUCACUCUCUUAUAUUGCAAGAUCAGCAUAAAUUUCAAAAUGGUGUCCAUGGGAGGUAAUUUAUGCUAUUUGAAUUCCCUCUGUUAAGUAGCGCACUUGUUCACCUUCACUUUACCUUGUAUAUGCCUAGGAUAUGCUGAAUAGACCUCUGCAACACAAAGAAUACUUUUUUUUUUUAAAGUCUGUUCCACUUAAUAUUGAAUGUUUUGCCUGUUAAGUUCUAUGCUAUGUUAUGCCAUUUGUUUAAUUCAAUUUCUUUAGGUAUUCCCUUCAUUUAAAAAAAAGAAAAGAAUUUUCAAAUCAAAAAUGAUAAUGUGGUUGUUUUUUGAGGGUUUUUUUGCACUGGGUCCAUAGUGCAGCAAUGGCAACAACCAGUGAGAUAAUUUUUGUCAUUCACCAAUAAGGUUACAGAAUUAAUAUAUUUUGCUUGUAUGCAGACUUUAAUUUAGUUCAACCAGUGCAAUGAGUGACAGCAUUUUCUUUGUAUCCAGUAAAAUCAUUUAGAAAACAUGUUAUGUUAGAAAUGUCCCACAUCAUGAAAGCAUUAUCUGCUCUAUGAAAUUGUUUGAUUCAGUCAGAGUUAUCACUCUAUUGCAUGUUUUCGUUUACAGAUAAUGCAUUAUUGCAUUGUUUGAACUAUUUAGAAACAUUAAGUAACUGCUGCUAAUAAAGUUCCAUUAUUCUUCCAUUCUAUCUCCAUGAUUCUUCUUUGUUUUUUCUCUUCAAAAUCUAAUUUUUUGCAUACCACAUAACUAGCCAGACUAAUCGAGGGCUGAGCGCGAAACUAUUGUAUCUUGUUCUUUAUUUAUAUACAGUUACAAUAGUUUCGCGCUCAGCCCACGCAGUGUGAUUUUAUAUGAAAAUGCAUACGUUCAUGUUGAAUUCCGUUGAUUUGUUCUUUUUUUUCAUUUGUAUUACAAGAAAUUUUCAUCAGGUUUUAUUUAGUUAAUUUGUGAUAUUAUAAAGUUGUAAUUAAUUAAUUAAUUAAUUAAUGUGUAAUUAAUUGUAAAUAUUCUGAACUAUUUUAUUUAGGGCAGAAAUCAAAAUGUUAAGUUUAUUAUAUUCUGUUUUGCCUGUAUAAUAGAUUAGAUGUACGUAUAUGUCUUGUUUCGUUGUGUUACAAAAAAUAGUCUCACCAUUGAUUGAUGGAUAUUCAUAAACUUGUGAUCGUCGCAUUAAAAAGAUAUCAUCUUUUUUCUGCAUUUUUCUUAAUACUUAUUUAAAAGGCUUCAGUAAAUUCGGACAUCAUGUCUUGAUAUUUUUUUUGGAAACAGUUCUUUUGAAAAAAGGUAUUUUUUUUACAUUGAUUGUAGAGAGAACUAUAAGAACUUGUUACAGCUGUACUCGAGUUGUUGUCAGUUCUAUAGUGUCUAAGUAAGGUACUGUCGGAUCACAGUUAUAUUCAGCUCUUGCAAAAUACUCGAAAUCCUAAAGUCAGAUGCUUUACCACGGCACCUACUUGUUUUAAAGAAGAGUUAUAUCUUGAAUUCAAACUUAAGAAAUGUUGAAAAAGUAUUAAAUAAAAAUGUACACAAGAUAUAAUGUAGGUAAUUUUUAACGCACCAGUUCUAGACAAACGUUGAUCACUAGGAUGCUACUUUUUAACAUGAUGAUGACACAGGCAUGUGUACUGAGACUCGGUUCCACUAAUUUGUUUGUUUUUAGUUGUUUAUUUCAUUAUGUAUGUAUGUAUAAAUGAAAACGUUUUAAAGGUUUUCAGAAAUCAAAAAAGAAAUUUCAUUUAAUGUUGAAAAUACACAAGUUGUCUUGUAAAAUAAAAAGACUAUUUGAUUGCAUUAGAAUUUAGCAUUUUUUUUUUUUUUUUUUGUAAUUACAAUUAAUUGAUAGAAUUCUUUAAUGAAGAUGGAAGUGUGUUGAAAACAUGGAUUCAGUUAAUUUAGACGUCAUUUUUUAAUAAAAUAUUGUUUUGGGUGACAGUCCUUUUAUUAUUUAAAUUGCUUCAGAUGCAAGGAUUUGUCACUCUGUAGGCACUAAAUAUGAGAAUGGAAUCGAAAAAAAGCUUUUUGCACGAGUGUCAUUUAGUUUGUUUCAAGAAAAUGCACAGUUAGUGAAUUUUCAUCAUGCGCAGCACAGGGACCAAAUAAAAGUUUGUUUGAAUUGUGAAAAAUUUAUUUUGACCCCAUAGUUGUAGUUAAUUACCAGUUUGUAGUUAUUCAGCAAGAAAAUUGUGUAAUGUUUUAGUCACCGUUACAUCAGUUUGUGCUUUGUGUGUUUUAAAUGGUUCUUCCAAUGACGAUACAUAGUCUUACAUCAGAUACCACAUGUUUGAAAUUCUGUAUGGCACGACAAUUAACAUAAAAUCAGCAAUUUCACAUUUUUGGCCAAAGAAAGGAUUUCAGGUUUUAAUCUUCUUAGCAGAUUUAUUGGUGCGGAUUCAAUUUUAUGUGUAAGGGAACACAUGCAUACAUGUAGGUAUCAUAUUUUCAGAGUCGAAAAACAGAAUAUAAAGGUAUUUUCACAGCUUAGCUUUACCCAUUCAAAAUGUAAAAAUAGAUGUGUAAAACCUAGAUUUUAAUUGUUAACCUUUCGGCAAUAUAAUUAUGUAGCAAUGAAAUUAGGUCCACUACACAUAUGUAUACAUGUUUAAGUAUAAAGUUGCCAUCUCUUAUGAUGCCAUUUAUCAAAUUAGCACAUAAUUUUGAUCUUCCUGUUUGAAAAUUCAUGUAUGAAUAUCAUUUGUAGAUCUGCGUUUUGUAUCGACAUAAAAAGCGACAUUGAUUUUAAGACUAUGUUUUACAUUUGUCAGAGUCAUAAAUUUUUAUACAUUUUUUUGGUCCUUCAAGUUCACAUUUAAAUAAUUUUCAUCAACAUAUACUAAAGUAUCUAUUUCCUAAAGCAGGAAAUCAUAUAUAUUACAAAUUUGCAUAAAAGGAAAACUGAAACAUUACACCCGACGGUCCUUUUUAUUGUGUCGCGUCCCAUUUCGUUGAAUAACGGAAGUAACUGAAUUGUUUCUUUGUGUUCUUGCUCUGAGCAGUGUUAGUCAGUGUAUGACUGAAAAUUACUUAGUAUAUACUUUUUCGUUUUUACUUUUGUGCAAUAUUUAACAGCCCAUGAUAGUCACAUUAUGAUGUAAAUAUUUGUACAGUAUUCCGAAUCAGCGAGUCCCGUAGGACGCUCAAUGAAAUAUUUAUUGUUAUUUUAUCAUGUGUGAAUAAAAUGUAUGAAUGUUUUAAAUUGUUUUAAUAUGUAUUUUAUUAUAAGGAAAGAUUUAACAUUUUAUGUGCAUUGAUAUAGGUUUAUUCAUAACAGACUACUAUUGUUAGUAGCACAUAUAACCAUACUAAAUUGACAAAAUCUUUCUUCCAACCUCAUUUUAAUAUUGAAAAAAAGACAAGAAGGGGGAGGGUCUAAUGAGAAAGAGAGGUACAAUUAAAUAUCACUGUCAUGGUGUUAUAAUUAUGUUAUUUACAAAAUCAUUGCAAUAUAUUAUUUUUCUUCAGUUUUCGCGACAAUCAUCAUUGGCCCAUACUUUUGGAAAAAACAUUAUCUUAGUAUGAAGAGGAAUGGCCCUAGAAAUGUUUGAAAGGGAGAUAAUUAUUGAGAGGUUAUACAUAUCCCAUAAAUAGGUAGAUCUGGGUCUCAAGAGUAAAAAAACAGAGUUUGGAAACCAGUCUCAAAACUCUAGCAUCUGAUUGGCUAUUUCUUUGCACAUAUUUGAAAUUGACCAAUGGCAAAAUGUUUUCAGAGACUGGUUUCCAAAUUCAGUUUUAUAACUUGAACAUCAUUGUAUUGUCUUAAAAAUCUUCUGUAGAUCUUUAAAAUCUUAAAAUGCAUAUAGAUGUUAUUCAAAGGGUAAUUAUUUGUGUGAAUGUAUGUGUGGUCAUGAUAUAAUUGUAUAGAUAGUUAAAUCACACAGAAUUAAUAUGAAUGAAUGAAAUAAAUUUUUAAAAUAUUCUU